CAAUUUUUUACGAAUGUAAAUUUUUUAACUAAAUUUCGUGGUAUACUCUUUCGAAUUUAAAAGCGCAGUGGACCCGCAGCCAUCUAAUAAACAUUUUGUAUGACAGUUUAGCAGUCGGAUUAUACAGUUUGUGACUACAAUAUAGAUCACGAUUAUUUUUGUAAAAGAACACCCUGAUAUUAUUCAACAAAUUUCAGAUCCAAUGAAAACAUAUUAAGAUGUGAUAGUUUUUAAGUAAUGGAAUUAAACAACAUCUUUGCUUGUAGCACAAUUGUGGUGGAAUAUAAAGGUUGUAAAUAAUGCAUAUACGACGCGAAGAUUUUCACCUAGGUAUUCCAUAAUUAUAGAAGUCAGGGGCGCAAGAUUAGAAAAUUUUAUAGUUCCCACACUUUUGCAAGACGUUUCUCCGAUUACCGCGGGUCUACUGCAAUGGCUUUCUAAGGGUGUCGCGACACGAUGAUACAAAGGGCUAUUAACAUGCGCAUUAGAAAAAAAUAAAUCGAUAGAAAACAGCAUGCGCAUUACUGUUUUACUCAUCUCGCAUUCACCCAAACAAUGUUCUCAUUUGUAAUGCUGUAGAGUUAUAAAUAAAACAAAUGUUUACCAGAACGAAGAAAUGUAACAAAAUGAUGAUUCGCCUUAAUAACUUCUUGUACGUUUUUAAUUUACGCCAAGGCACAAUUUUAAUUGCUGUUCAUCAAAUUGCGCUUUCAUCAUUUGUGCUUAUUAUAUUAUUAGUUGGAAUAUCCCAUCUUGGGGAAAUGUUACAAUUACUUCAGAAUGAUAUGAAAGAUGAGGAAGAAAGAAGAGGUUUCUAUGGAGUAUCUUAUGGAGAUCAAGUGAUCUUUCACGAGAAUGAUGUGAUAAGUACUAACAAUCAAGUAAGAUUCGCUAAGGCACAGCAUCUUGCAUCAGUUACCGUCGUUAUUCUCUACACAAGUACAAUUUUAACGGCUAUUUACCUCAUGUGUUCUAUAUCUCUGCUCUACGGUGCUGUUAAGUACAAGAGAGAAUAUGUUCUACCUUGGAUAAUGGCUGCAUGUGUGGCAGUGGUUCUUCUCAUCAAUUUUAUUAUAGUGUUCGAUGGGUAUCCUUGUAUUGUGAAUUUGUUUGGUGGUCACAAUAUGUACCACUUAGGCUGCGCAUUAUUCGUCCUUACAUUUAUUUACGCCAUCCUCGCUGUGAGUAGCUUUGCCCUAGAAACCAAUGGGGGUCGAUGUUCUCAAGCUAAUAUUUCAAAUAACGACGAAAGAGGAGAAAGGCUCUUACUUCUCGACCACGCAGCUCAUUCAAGUUUGCUGUCAGCGGCGCAAUUGAAUAAACUAUCGCAUGGCACUAGAACACAAUUUGUUUAAAAAAAACUCAUACUAUUUCAACCAAUGCUGCUGAGAAAGAAAAUUAUUUUCAUGUUGUACUGUAAAAGUAUUUAUUUUUCUGAUAAGAUUAAUUAAAAUCUUUAUUCUUUGUACAAAGAUUUAAAUAGCAAAAAAAUUCUAAUGUAAUAUAGAAAUCCUUGCAGAGGUCGAAUGAUAUGCGAUGUUAUUUACGAAGCUUUAAAAU
Messenger RNA from Zerene cesonia (dogface butterfly), 1560 nucleotides. RefSeq lists its product as uncharacterized. The record is from RefSeq and is a predicted model, not a curated record. NCBI's taxonomy places the organism in Eukaryota, Metazoa, Arthropoda, Insecta, Lepidoptera, Pieridae. The coding region runs from base 597 to 1355 and encodes 252 amino acids. The transcript is spliced from 4 exons.